CCUCUCUGUCUCUCUUUCUCCUUUCUCCCUCUCUCCUCUCUCCCCCCCACCUCCCCCCCACACAGAAAUGGGCCGCGGUCAGCGCUCCUGAGGUAAAGUCACCUUUAAUCUCACCGCUCAUGGAGGAUCCGCGCGAUAACGGCGGGAUGUUGUCGCUGGAGGCGCAGCCGCGUCGUAUUGGUGUGAAAACGGUGAGCAGUGGAGAGCCUUCAUCCUCCUCUUCCUCCUCCUCCUGCUGCCCGCGCCUGCCCGCGCUCUCAUCGGCCUCCACUCAUCCCCCUCACCCCCCUCACAGCGCUGCUUCGAGGAGACACCCGCCUCCGUACCACUUCAGAGUGCAUCACCUGUUCCCGGAGGAGAACGCUCAGGACCCCGUGCUGAGGAAACACCUCCCCGCGCUCCAGUACAAGGUCCACGACUCUGCCUUCUGCCGCGUCCUGAGCACCGACACCACCGCCGCCGCUCUGGCCGCCGCCGCCGCCGUGUGCUCGGGCAGCGUGGAUGCCGACGUGUGGAAGUGCGGGUAUCUGAGGAAACAGAAACACGGACACAAGAGGUUUUUCGUGCUGAGAGGACCCAGUAAUCUCGGGCCCAGUCGCCUGGAGUACUACGACAGCGAGAAAAAAUUCAGAAAUGCUCUCAAAGCUGCUGCCUCCACCACCGGUGUGGCGUGUCCCCCUAAGAGGGUCAUUUACCUGUCCCAGUGUUUCACCGUCAACAAGAGGGCUGACGCUAAGAACAAAUACCUCAUCGCUCUUUAUACUAAAGACGAGUAUUUCGCCAUGGUGGCGGACAGCGAGCAAGAGCAGGACGACUGGUACCUGGCCCUUACUGAACUCAUGACUGAGGGCAAAAAGGGGCAGCUGGACACGGACGAGUUAGACGACGGCUACGGGACCAUUUCACCCGGGACCAUUUUUAAGGAGGUGUGGCAGGUAAACGUUAAGCCUAAAGGUUUGGGGCAGACUAAGAAUUUAAUGGGGGUGUACCGUCUGUGCCUUUCUGCCAAGACAAUUCACCUGGUGAAAUUGAAUUCCGAGACCCCUGCUGUGAACCUGCCUUUGAUGAACAUUCGCCGCUGCGGCCAUUCGGAGAGCUUUUUCUUCAUCGAAGUGGGACGCUCUUCUUCUAUUGGUCCGGGUGAGAUUUGGGUGCAAGUGGAGGACUCUGUUGUGGCGCAGAACAUGCACGAGACUAUUCUUGACACCAUGAAGGCUUUAAAGGCGUUUCCGGACUUUAGACCACGGAGCAAAAGCCAGUCCUCCGGAUCCAACCCAAUACCUUUUAUUACCACGCGCCGCCACUUCGGCAACCUCCCUUCCAGCCAGGCCGGGCUCCAGCGUGCCUCCAGAACCGAUUCAGUGACAGGAAAGAGUAAAGGCGUAACAGGACAGCGCUACAGAACUUCCAGUGAGGGCGAGGGCACCUCAGAUCGACCUCUCAGCUCGGGCACGGGCAGCUUGCUGCACCUGAACACGCCGUGUCUGAAUGUGGGCCGGGAGGAAAGCGGGGGCUGCUGCGCCCAUGCCUCACCUGGUUCUACUUAUCAUACUCGCUCCGCCUCUCUCCCCGUAUCCCACUUCCUGUCUGCUACGAGCCCUAUCAGCGUUUCCAGCAGCAGCGGCCACGGUUCAGCCUCGGACACACACACGCGCCCCUCCAGCUCAUCCAUCUGCGGCUCUCCCAGUGACGGAGGCUUUAACUCCUCCGAUGAGUUCUGCCCCAGCCCGUGUGACUUUAGAUAUUUUCGUGCGAGCAGCAGUACGCCUGAACCGCACGGUGACACUCCGCCCAUCAGGGAGGAGUAUCGACUGGCGGACUACAUGGCCAUGGACUGGUAUAAAGACACGCAUGGCGGUGUCAGGACUUUCGAAGAGGAGAGCAGUUAUAUGGAAAGAACUUUUCUUAAACUCGCACAUUAUGCCAAACCAAAACCUGCUAAUAGUUUAGGUGUCACGCACCAAAAAGCAACGCAGACUUCAGCUUCAUUAGAUGAAUCGAGCCCUGUGGAGUCAAAGCGGCACGCUGUGUGCUCCUGCCUCCUUAAAGCAGGCUAUAAAUCUUACUCUGAGUUACAUCACCCAAACAGGCCUCCCUCACUCAGCUCAGACGGUCAGAUGAAACUGCCUAAGGAUGACGGCUACAUGCCUAUGAUAUACAGCGUCGUCCCCUCUCCUCAUACGGAUUACACCCCUAUGCAACCCAGUGCGAAUCACCUGGCCGCUCUGCACCUUCAUCCUUGCUCCAUGCAGCAGGUGGACAGACAUGGAUACAUGAUGAUGCUGCCACGAGACAGCCCAUCUCCAGGAAUAUCCAGUCCUUCCAGCAGAAGCCAAACUGAGUACGAUGAUUACAUGGACAUGUCACAGCUCGGCUGUGCUGAAGGCUACAGGCAGGCUUCCCCCGAGGGCCCUAAAUCAUAUGGCUCCUAUUUCUCACUUCCACGCUCUUACAAAACCCCAUGUCGAGAGGAUCGCAGGAAAUCAGAAUAUGUUCCAGAGUCUCCAGACGAACCUCAGAGCCCUCCCAGUCCAGGAGACUACAUCCACAUGGAGUUUGGAGAUCGAGCUCCUCAUGAAGCCUCCUCCCCAUCAGCAGUGCCAAGUUCUCAGCCUUGCUAUCAGAUGUGCUGCUCCUCACCUGACCACGACUACAUAGGCCUAAACAUGGACAGCCUCCUAAAGAACCGCCCGCCUCGGCACUCCCUUGUAGCCCCGUGGAAUCCUCCGAACUACGCACGCCCUUUAGGGUGCACCUACGGCCAGGUUCAGAAUAACUUUGUCACUAAGAAUGUUCACAGAGAGGCCGAGAGUCCCUCCAGGAUGAUCCAGGACCUCUGUGUGUCUGAAAGGUCGCCCAGCCCUCAGUCAGAGCCUAAGGUCAUUAGGGCAGACCCACAGGGCAGGAGGAGACACAGCUCAGAGACCUUUUACCCCUGUCCCGGUGCCACUCCUGGUGGAUGUGGUGCCAGAGCCGCUGCCAUUGUGAAUCUUGUAGAAGGAUCUCGAUGGCAAAACUCUGCCUCGUUCGAUAGCGUGUGGUCUUACACGGAAGAUCAAGGAUCUCCUGAGUCAGUUCUCCUCUCUGCUAACUGUGCACCUGGAGGAACGCGCUGCAACGUUUCGUCCAGCUACCUCAACUACAUCGCUCUGGACCUGAGGGAAGUCCCAAGGAUCACCCACGAAGCCACGCCUCCGCACCAGGCCCGCAGGGCCCUCGAGGAGAGCCAGGCCUGUGCCGGUUUGGACUCGACCAAGUCAGCAGGACACACCACUGCCUCGAAAGAUUGAACUCGUCGCCCGCCGGGACGGAACCAGAACUUUGGGCCUCUCGCGGACCCUGCGGUGCCGAAGAGGAAGCUGCCUCCUCCUCCUCCUCCUCCCCCCCCCCCUCUUCAUCAGACCUCCAACUGCAAAGACUGAAUAAACACCGCAGCCUCUCUUGCUCUGUAUCUCCUACAUAACUGCCUCAGACUGGUUCCAUUUUUAUUGUUGGGUUAAAACACACACACACACACACGUGUUCAUGUUUACGAGAGUUUACGUGAGCGACUGCGCUGAUCGUGAGUCUGAAACUCAGAGCUGUGAACUUCAUCCAGCACUUAUUAACCUUCAUGACCCACACACACACACACACACACACUGCUAAAUCACUGUAAAUACGAGGUGCUCGUGUAUCAAAUGAGAUUUUGUAAAAUGUGCCAACUACUUAGUAGUCCCUUACACACACACACACACACACACACACACAUGAACACAGAUAUUUGUUUAUUUUGAUAAAUUACAUAUUUCUGUGUUCAUGUAAAUUUUUUCUGGAAUCCUGCAAAUCAAGUAAAUGGUUUCCCGUUGGAGACACACACACACACACACACACACACUCUCUCUGCCUUCAGAUUAACACUGGUUGAUGUUUUUGCUUCGACUGUGAAACACUGAUCCUGAUGAAUCCGGUUUGAACCGUUUCACUAAAACAUUCCUGCAGCUGCUCUGGGACCGUGUGUGUGUGUGUGUGCGUGUGUGUGUGCGUGUGUGUCCGUCCGUCCGUCCUUUAGCUGUAGACCAGACUGAUGUUUGGAGUUCUCCAUCAGUAGGGAGCGGGGUCACACAAGGUCAGGGGUCGAAUCUCUUCACCACCAAAUCGCCUGAGCGAUCAAACCCCGCCCCUCCCUCCGCCACAGGGGGCGCUGCAUCACGGCUGACCUCUGACCCCAACACCCUAACACACUGCGGUCUGUAAAAGCCGUCUCCCCUGUACAGUAACGUCUGUGUGUUUAGUAACAGGAAGUGAUUAAUAAAUGAAUAAGGAUUUGGCGUCUGAGCCCCGGAGCGAGUCGCGACGCCGUGAUGUCACCAGUGUACAAAUCUCACCUCAACACAAACCACGUAGUCACAGGUCGCACUUUGUAGGUUUUAGAUAAAUAAAGCUAAGACAGUGUUUCAGUGUCGCCGCUAGCUCGAGGAAACCGCGCAGUAAAUCUGUCUCGCUCUGAGGAGCGGAGAAACGCGCGGAUCACACGGAAACGCCGGAGUCCCUUCAGAUUUAAAGUGUGAGCGUACACACACACACACACACACACACACACGGUUUCCUUUUGUAUUUGAGUCUGAAAGGAUGCUGAGCCAACAUGUGUUUUUGUACUCUGUAUUUAUUUGAUAUUUGUAUUUAUUAUUGUAUUUGUUUAUUAUUUAUUUGACAUGACGAUGCUGCAGAUGAGUUUUUUUUUUACUGACUUCCGUUUCAGAAAAGAGAAACAGACAGAUGUUUACUGAACCCGUUCAUCUCAUCCACAUGGCGCUCUGUCCGGCACUUUAUUUGUUUAUUUAUUUAUUUGUCUAUUUGUUUGUUUCUUGACUCUGAUACGAUGAUGAUGUGACUGUACACUGCUGGUCAUUAACAGAGGGGGGCGCUCUUCCUGUAAAUAACAGAGUUUUUUAAUACCAUGUGUUUUCUCACAUAUUUUGUAUUUAUUUAUUUUGAUUGAUCGAUCGGUUAAUUGAUUAGUGUAAGGGUCCCUCGGGGCCCCUCCCCCGCCCGUACCCGUGCCGGAGAGACGUGUGUGUAGUGAGACGUGUUUAGCUUGGCAGUCGGUGUGUCCGUGAGCUUUCCUCAGAAUCCGGCGAGAGAUUCGUCUUUUUUUGACUCGCCUGUGUGUCCCGCCGUGGUGUCAUGAUUAUUGCGUUGCUUUUAAUGUGUGUAAAAAAACGUGAUGUGGGAUCGCAGGGGUGAAGAAUACGAGGAGCAGUAAACUGUUUUCGGGGAACUUUUCUACGCGAUAACUGCAGCGAUGAGCUGAAUGUAACCGCGCUCGUGUUUCAUUUUGUACCUCGAGAUCUUCUGAAGAUCGAGAACCAGAGAAACCGAUCGCGUGUGACGUCACUGGAACCGUGAUCUCGGAGUUUAUUUAUUUAUUUAUUUCAUUUCAUUUGAACUCGUUUUAGUCGUAAAGGAAGAGAGCAGCAGACCUGGAGCGGCCGAGUGUGUGUCGACGAUUUGUGUUUAUUUUCUCUUGAGGUUCCGAGUCAACGCGCUCUCACACACUCUCUCUGCGAUCGGGCCGAACCGCGCUGGUAGAAUCGGAUCAUUCGAAACACUGUCUUCCUUUGUAAAUAUUGUAAUUUUUUGAUAUCUCUCUCUCUCUCUCUCUGUUGAUCACGCUACGCAGCGCCCACUUUCCUUGAUUUCAGAACGCGGGUGUCUGAAGAUUCUUUUGUCAGUUCUACAUUUUUAUAUUUUAUUUUUGGUGUAUAUUUAACAAAUUGGGUUUUGCUUGUCAUAGAGCUAUUGCAAUAAAAAAGUGCCAAGGUAUUCCUGAA
This is a messenger RNA of Clarias gariepinus (North African catfish), 5813 nucleotides long. RefSeq names its product insulin receptor substrate 4a (gene irs4a). The record is from RefSeq and is a predicted model, not a curated record. Gene Ontology annotation, cellular component: cytosol; plasma membrane. The transcript has 2 exons. Lineage: Eukaryota; Metazoa; Chordata; Actinopteri; Siluriformes; Clariidae. Gene Ontology annotation, molecular function: insulin receptor binding; phosphatidylinositol 3-kinase binding. Bases 120 to 3290 code for a protein of 1056 amino acids. Gene Ontology annotation, biological process: insulin receptor signaling pathway.